AUCCAUAAUAUAUCCAUAUAUAUUAUACUAUUCAAAAACGGACAGAUUGGGCUCUCCAGUGUUGCUUUAUUUAGAAGGGUUUGACGGAUGUUCCCUUUUCUCAUUCUUACUAACUUGACACUGUUAAUGGGGCGCUUAGUGUUACGAAUAGCUACACUGAUGUAAAACUUCCCCUCUGGUGAUACUCAGCCUUCAGUCGGUCUAGCUAAGAAGUUUCUGAGUGGUCGCCGUGAGCAUGGCGGACCGGGAGGAGCGCCGCUUCGCCGAGGUUUCCCGGGACUCUGUCAAACUCAUGGCCGAGAGUGCAGGCGUGGAGCUCGGUGACGAUGUGGCCACUCUGCUGGCUGAGGACGUGUGUUACCGGCUCAGGGAGGCUACGCAGAGCAGCUCUCAGUUUAUGAGACAUGCCAAGAGGCGGAAGAUGACAGUGGAGGACUUCAACAGAGCACUGCGAUGGAGCAACGUGGAGGCCAUAUGUGGCUUUGGGGCCCAGGAUGCUCUUCCUUUCCGCUCUGCGAAAGAAGGAGAGCUUUUCUUCAUUGAGGAUCGGGACAUCAACCUGGUCGAGUUGGCUCUUGCCACCAACAUUCCCAAGGGCUGUGCUGAGACCCUGGUGCGAGUAAAUGUGUCUUACCUGGAUGGGAAAGGCAACUUGGAGCCUCAGGGGACAGUUCCCACAGCGGUGCAGUCUCUGUCGGAGGACCUGUUGAAGUACUACCAGCAGAUCACACGGGCCAUCCUGGGAGAGGACCCCCACCUCAUGAAGGUGGCUCUGCUGGACCUCCAGUCCAACUCCAAGAUUGCUGCCCUCCUGCCAUACUUUGUUUAUGUCAUCAGUGGGGUGAAGUCGGUAAGCCACGAUCUGGAGCAGCUCAACAGGCUCCUCCACAUGGUGAAGAGCCUGGUUCAGAACCCCUACCUGUACCUGGGCUCAUACGUGCGCAGCUUGGUCUCCAGUGUCAUGUACUGCAUCCUGGAGCCGCUGGCCGCCUCCAUCAACCCGCUCAACGACCACUGGACCCUCAGGGACUAUGCAGCGCUGCUCCUCAGCCACAUUUUCUGGACUCAUGGUGAUCUGGUGAGUGGUCUCUACCAUCAGAUUCUGCUGUCGCUCCAGAAGGUUCUGUCUGACCCGGUGAGACCACUCUGCUCCCACUAUGGAGCCGUGGUGGGGCUUCAUGCUCUCGGAUGGAAGGCUGUCGAGAGAGUGCUCUUUCCACACCUUCCUGCGUACUGGGCCAACCUCCAGGCUGUGUUGGAUGACUACUCUGUUUCCAAUGCCCAGGUCAAAGCAGAUGGACAUAAGGUCUAUGGAGCCAUCCUGGUGGCAGUGGAGCGUCUGCUGAAGAUGAAGGCUCUGUCUCUGUCUCAGCCAUCAGAGGGAGGCUCCAUCGGUCAGCCGGGCUCUGUGGUGGGUGCUAUGGGUUGCAGGGAGAGCUCCCCCGGCCUCAGCCCCCCUCCAGAGCCUGUAUCAGAGGCGGCCCUGGGCAUCGCCAGCCACCUUCAGGCGGGCGGGGCCGGCUGUCCCUGGGAGGAGUGGACCCCGGUCCCUCUCCCCGACAUGUACUGUGAGCUCUACUCCUUCUUCGGAGACAGCCUGGCUGUCAGGUUCAGUACGGGGCCGGGCUUUGACAGCUACCCGCCCUGCACCCUGUCACAGCUCGCUAAUGCCAAGAAGGAACCUCCAGGCCCUGCCUCCAACCCUGACACCACCCGAAAGAUGCCUCAGCUGACUGCCAACCUCAACAUCAGCCCCAGGCAGGAUGGGAGUCCCCGCACAGAUCCGCCCCCACCCAGCCUGGCAGCUACCGGAUCAGGAAGGUCCUUAGCUCGCUCCUCUUCCUCCUCCUCUUCCUCCGUGCAGCGCUCCAGAUCUUCUUCGGCGCGCUCAGGCCAGCGCUCAGCCGGUCUGUCUCGAGACGUUUUCCCCAAAGCCCGCUUCACCUUUCCUCCAACAGGAAUUCCGGUGUUCACCUUCCUCAUCGGUGGGCGGCAAAUGGGCCGCCGUUGCCAAGGCCGCCGGCCCUUCUAUACCACUUUUGCCCCGACUCCACCUCUUCCUGCCAUCCCACCACGUGCCUACGCCCACAAACUGCCCGUCAUCGGCAGGGUGGGCAAACCUGUACGCCGCUGGGCGUGUUCCCAUUACUCCCUUCAUCUGCCUCUCUAGAGGAGAGGGUCUCAGAGAUGAGCUGCAGACUGUACUACUACAAAGAAAGGUUCGACUGCUACUGACUUUAACACAGCCAUAUUCAUAUUUGAAGAUUAAAAGGAUUCAGUUUUUUUUAUCAACAUGGAAAACAACAUUUGGACAGCAGCACCGCUCCCCCAACAUAUCCCACCCAGACACAGACUGCAGCAAUUAUUUUACCAGGAUUUUUUUUUUACAAACAAAUGCUUCAGCGUGAUUGGAAAUAUGUUAAUAUAGUGUUAAUAUGAAGGGACGUCGGUGUAGACCACAACAAAUCAAACGCAGUACAUUGGGCUGGGAUGUACUGCAAAUCAAGACAAACACAAGCAAAUUGAGAGAAAGUUUCCCACUUUGACAUCACAGAAAAUAUGAAGAACUGCAAGUCACACACACAAACAGACGUUUCUGGGGGAGACAAGUGAUGAACAUGCUGGUACUUUGUUGGCCAAUAUCUCCAUUUAAGAAUAAAACUUUAUUAGCUUAUUCUCCAACGUCACUGAGAAAGUGGUCAACAUUAGUCAGUUUUUAGAGUCCCCCCAACAUUUAAGUUGUCUGCGACACAUUUGCUUGUGUUUUCUGUAUUCGCAGCAUAUUUUCUUGUCACGUAUGCGUUGACAAAUUGGUGUGUUUCUUAAAGAGCAUAAAAAAAAUAAAAAUAAAAAGGGCACUUUGUUUUCUGAAUGUGAUUUAUUAAUUAUUUUCUUAAACUUUGAACUAACUCUUCUGCGGCACCGUUGGGUGUUAUGAAGUCAUGAGUCAUGAAUCCCACACAAGAGAAAAGGAUGGAGUGACAGGCAGAGUGCUUAUUUCUCCCUGACGCACUAAUACUGAAUACCUGCCGAGGACAAUGUUGGAGCAAAUUGACAGCGUUUAAGCCUGCCGUGUAUUUAUACAUAGCCGUUGUUUUCACUGAAUAAAACAUUCUCUGUUGAAACCUU
This is a messenger RNA of Cottoperca gobio, 3129 nucleotides long. It is a transcript of the gene taf6l, whose product is annotated as TAF6-like RNA polymerase II, p300/CBP-associated factor (PCAF)-associated factor. Lineage: Eukaryota; Metazoa; Chordata; Actinopteri; Perciformes; Bovichtidae. Gene Ontology annotation, cellular component: SLIK (SAGA-like) complex; SAGA complex; transcription factor TFIID complex. Gene Ontology annotation, biological process: RNA polymerase II preinitiation complex assembly; transcription initiation at RNA polymerase II promoter. Gene Ontology annotation, molecular function: transcription coactivator activity; RNA polymerase II general transcription initiation factor activity; protein heterodimerization activity. The coding region runs from base 236 to 2170 and encodes 644 amino acids. The transcript has 12 exons. The record is from RefSeq and is a predicted model, not a curated record.